AACUUCGUGCACAUUGGCAUUAAUGGCCGCGGGCACGAAAAAGAACGGCCCGCGGCCGACGUUUCGCCUCCCACCGCGAUCUCGAACUCCUCCCGCCAAUCCCUCUCCUCCUUUAAACCGAGAUAAUGGUCUCCAUCACCUACGUCUGCGCCGAGGUUCGGAUCGACUCCGCCGCUAGUCUGCACGCAUGCAUUCUCCUAUGCUUUCUGGGCAUCAGGACUGUGAAGCUCAGCUGAGAAUGGGCGCGAGUAGGUCCGGCCACUCGGCUGAGGAGUGCUGCAGUGGCGUUGUGCAGAACGGCGGCGGUAGAGAUGCACUACCAAGACCCCCGGCAGGUUCAGCAUUGAGUUAUUGGGGCAAUGAGAGAAAGGUAAAUGGAAAUGGAGGGGGCUGUGACAAGGAGAGCGAUGCUGCAGGGUUUCUGUUUCCUGGUUUCCGGUUGAAUUCAGGGCAAGCAAGGGUGACAAAUAACCAGCUCAAGUUUUAUCAAGGUUUCCCACAUGAUGAUAUUGUUCCAUAUGUAAACUUCGCGAGCGAUGUCAGAGAAAAUCCUCCUAGUUCUUUUUUGCGAUUGAUGCGACCCAUAAACACCUUGAAAAACAUUGUCGAUGAUGGUUCUUUUGAAUCAGUACUUCAAGCAAGUUCUAGAUCUUUACAAGAAAUGCUCUCAAACAUUGUCUUUCCGGUGCCAAAUAAUGGCUCGUGCAUGAAUUUUGUCACAAGUGAUAUGUUGAAUAUGAUGGAUGAGAAUAAAGAGGAGUGGAUGAGCAACAGCAGCAGCAGAGCGAUUCCGACAUUGGAGAACUGUCAUCUAGGAAUGCUUCAAAUAUCAAAUCAUCAGAUGUUUAACCUCGCAUCAGAAGAAUUCAGUUGUAAAGAACUGCAAAUGAUCUUAUGCAAAGAGUUGACAAAUAGUGAUGUUUCAAACAUUGGGAGAAUUGUACUACCAAAGAGGGAGGCUGAGGCUUAUCUUCCUCCAUUAUCUGAAAGAGAAGGGAUCCUGCUUGACAUGGAUGACAUGACACUUGCAGUUACAUGGAAGUUCAAGUUCAGGUUUUGGCCAAACAACAAGAGUAGAAUGUAUAUAUUGGAAAAUACAGCUCGUUUUGUCAGAGCACAUUGCCUUCAAGCAGGGGACUUUUUAUUCAUCUACAGGAAUCCAACAUCCGGGAAUCAUAUUGUCAGAGGAAACAAGGGAUUGCCACAGCGGAGUCCUUUGGAUUCACUACAGUAUAGCAGUAGAAACCAGUUCAUCGUCAAUGAAGACUGCUGCAGCUCAACAUUACAUGUCAAGAAAGCUAGAAGUGAUAGGAGGCACUCUCCUAUCAACCCAAACAAAACAAUUGGACAUGGCAGCAGUUCUCUCACCAUGACUGAGCUAAAUGAUCUUGAAGGGGACAUUACUUGUCAUCCUCACUAUUUUCCUGAAUAGAUGUUGUUUGUUUUACGGCAUUUACAUCUUGAAAACUUAAGAUAUUGUUACUUAA
This is a messenger RNA of Musa acuminata AAA Group (dessert banana), 1487 nucleotides long. RefSeq lists its product as uncharacterized. Gene Ontology annotation, molecular function: DNA binding; DNA-binding transcription factor activity. The record is from RefSeq and is a predicted model, not a curated record. Lineage: Eukaryota; Viridiplantae; Streptophyta; Magnoliopsida; Zingiberales; Musaceae. The coding region runs from base 188 to 1432 and encodes 414 amino acids. The transcript is spliced from 9 exons.